Molecule: messenger RNA, 3814 nt
Organism: Cimex lectularius (bed bug)
Lineage: Eukaryota; Metazoa; Arthropoda; Insecta; Hemiptera; Cimicidae
Gene: grh
Product: protein grainyhead
Exons: 15
Coding region: 440-2950 (836 amino acids)
Biological process (GO): regulation of transcription by RNA polymerase II
Cellular component (GO): nucleus
Molecular function (GO): RNA polymerase II cis-regulatory region sequence-specific DNA binding; DNA-binding transcription activator activity, RNA polymerase II-specific
Source: RefSeq, a predicted model, not a curated record
GCGAUCCGAUGUAGAUUUUCAUUUAAAAUUCAGAUCGCCGUCAGAGAUGAAAGGGUUGAAAAGUAGUGGUGCUUCUGCCGUUUGGUGGGGAUGAUUUUAUACCAAGGUGGGGAUUGAAGGUGGGGAGUUUUUACUCACCUGGUCCAGUACCAGAUAGAUAGGGCACCUUACUACCUCAAGUUAGCAGGUGGCUCGUCGUUAACAGUGCCAAGGUGUGAUCAAGUGCCACGUUUGUGACCCGUGGACCCCGUCGGCCGUACUUUACAUGACUACAUGAUUUUUUUGACACCUGCAUUUCUCGACUCACUCUCCUGAUGUGUAUGUGCAAGUGUUGUGAAAAUACUCAGUGACGACGAAAACGAAAUUUUGGCUAAGGAAGGACCUUCCCGUCCAGUCCUGUUACAAUCGAACAAGGAUUGUGAAGGAGGGGGGCUCGGGGAUGGCUGAAGGUGGUGAUGAGGGUGCAUCACCGGAAGAAACUAGUUGGAGAUCUUACUACGAGCACCCACUCACGGCCGCUACGUCGGCUAUGCUCAACAUAAGUGGACAUCCACCCGAAGACCAGCAGCCCCCCACUUCAAUGGGAUUCAUCUAUGAAUACUACAAAUUGCCUCACCUCACUGACAAAGACAAACUAAGCGAUAUAUGGCAAACGGGCGGAGGUGGGAGUGGAGGUAGUGCCAUACUUUCUUCGCAGCUCAAAACUUCCAACGGCGGAGUCGGCGGAUCCGGAAGUCUGGAGAUCGGAGGACAGCCUCUCGGCGACAUACCGGGACUCUUCCUGCACCACCCUUCGAGUCAAACCGUGGUCAAAAGGGAACCGGAAGACCUAAGUCAUCAUAGGAAGAGUAGUCACGAUAAAGGAAGGCACAAAGUAGUUUUAGUGACGUCCGGUAGUCACCAAGAUCUCGUCGUAGAUGUCGUAAACAAUAACAAUACUCCGUCUAUAAAGGACGAGUUUAUCCAUUCACCCCAGCAGGGGAACAGAUCGAUGAACGGGACGCCUUCUUCGACCUCCUCCCUCAUGGCGCAGGAUGUCGGGCCCAAUUCUCAGAUAGAGAUCAUUUCCGGUGAGAGUCUCAAGUCAGGAAUCAAUUACGGCACUCAUAUUUUCACAGCCAUGUCCAACGCUCAAGCCCACGGGGGCAGCGGCUCGCCCUCCCCGAUACCAUAUUCGGAGCACGCUCAAUAUGCCGGCUCCCAGAGCACCUCCGGCUACAUAACCGCGUCCGCAGGGAGAUCCUCGGCUGCCGCCUUCUCCGAUCCCUACUACAGGGAAUAUUUCGCGGAACAAUCGCCCUACGCGGCACAAGUGAGGCAGGUGCCGUCGUUCGCGGACGGGAGCGACGGUAGCGGGCCCAACGCAGCGACAGCUUCUUUUGUAGAGAGGUACGUCCGACAAAGCAGUUCGUACCACAACAAAGGGGUGAUCGCUGCAGCAGGACUCACCGUCGAUCUGCCGUCACCCGACAGCGGUAUCGGAGCCGAUGCCAUUACGCCCAGAGAUCAGACAGCUAUACAGCAGUCAUUCGACUACUCUGAUAUGUGUCAGGCACCCUUGUUGGGCGAAGCACGAGCCGGUUCCACCCAUUCCUCCCCCGGCACGACCGGAUCCAGGUCCAGGCCGUGGCAUGACUUCGGAAGGCAGAACGACGCUGACAAGAUUCAGAUUCCCAAAGUCUACUGUCAAUACGGUUUUAAGUAUCAUCUUGAGACGCCGAUUUCAACCAACCAGAGGAGGGAGGACGACCGCGUCACUUACAUAAAUAAAGGCCAGUUUUACGGGAUCACGAUGGAAUACAUACCGGAUCCGGACAGGCCGUUGAAAGCUCAAACUGUCAAGAGUAUUGUAAUGCUGAUGUUCAGGGAAGAGAAAAGCCCGGAAGACGAAAUAAAAGCUUGGCAAUUUUGGCACGGAAGGCAGCACAGCGUGAAACAAAGGAUACUCGAUGCAGAUACCAAAAACAGUGUUGGAUUUAUAGGCUGCAUUGAAGAAGUGGCCCAUAAUGCGAUUGCAGUGUAUUGGAAUCCACUGGAAAGCUCAGCAAAAUUGAACAUUGCUGUCCAGUGCUUAAGCACAGAUUUCAGUAGUCAAAAAGGUGUCAAGGGACUGCCACUUCACAUACAAAUCGACACCUAUGAAGAUCCUAGAGAAGGACCUGUCAUCCAUCGUGGAUAUUGUCAAAUUAAAGUAUUCUGUGAUAAGGGUGCUGAAAGAAAAACAAGAGAUGAAGAACGGAGAGCAGCUAAGAGAAAAAUGGCUGCAACGGGAAGAAAAAAAAUUGAAGAACUGUACCAUCCAGCUUGUGAAAAGUCGGAAUUCUACAGUAUGGCGGACCUCACCAAGCCUCCAGUUCUUUUCACGCCUGCCGAAGAUAUUGAUAAAUUGACGUCAAUGGAACUUCAAGGAUUUUAUGGCCAUGAAACUGAUACUUCAAGUUUAUCAAAUGGAGAAGCUGGACCAAUGAAACACAGUACACCAUUUCUUCUACACUCAGUAUCUGGGAAACCUGGAACUGUCCCAACACAAACUCUCAAGUUCCACAAUCACUUUCCUCCAGAUCCACUUAGCGAUAAAAAAGAAGAGCCGUUAACAACUGAUGGGACAGUUUUCUCUACACCACCAUUAAAGAGGCCAAAAAUUGUUCCACCGCUGAACGAACGAGUUAUGCUGUAUGUGAGACAGGAAUCUGAGGAUGUAUACACGCCUCUUCAUGUCGUUCCACCAACAACUACCGGCCUAUUAAAUGCAAUUGAGAAUAAGUACAAAAUUUCUGCUUCGAGCAUUAGUAACUUAUAUAGAAAAAACAGAAAAGGGAUUAUGGCCAAAAUUGAUGAAGAGAUGCUCACUUAUUAUUGCAACGAAGAUGUGUUUUUGCUUGAAGUACGGCAUUCUGAAGAAAGUGAAGAUCUCUUAGAUGUUGUGCUCGUGGAACUCUCAGACAUAUAAUAGCAUUUAAUUAUAUAUUGUUAUGGCCAUUCAUUAUUGUUUUCAUGAAAAGUGUGAAUGUUUCACAAUUAAAAAAAAAAUAAUAAAUAAAAAAUCUAUUGUUUUCUAUAAGUAUAAAAUCACUUAUUUUUCUUUCAAUUAUUAUUUUUUAUUUCUUAAAAAGAAAUUUUAUUUUUAUUAUAUAGAUUUGGUAGAUAUGUUAAUAUUGUUGAUUCAUUUUUUUAAGUUUGAUAUGGAAAAAAAUUUAUACAAUAUUGGUUUUAUCUUUCUGGAAUAUAAAAAAAAAAUUAAUUAAUGUUAAUGAGUUGGACUUUCAAGUUCAAAAUGCAGACAUUGAGCGCUAAAUAUUUUUUAUACACCUAUGAGAAAAGUUUAGACAUAUAAACCAGGUAUAUUUUAAUAUUAUUGGCUUUAAAAUGAUCAUUUCUAUAUAAUAAGAGCUUUAUAUAUUAUAUACUUAAGAAAAUGAAUAUUAUAUAAUGCAUGUGUUUCAAGAUUCAGUUGCAUAUUAUAAACGAUCCUUUAGCUCAUCAACAUUUUAUUUUAGGUUAAAGUGUGAUCUCAAGAUUGGUGAUUUUAUUUAACAACUUGCCAUAUAAGUGUCUAUCCAUUGUAACAUGGUACCAUAUGUAAUCAAAAUAUUAGUUUUAGGUCAUAUUUACAAUAAUAUGAUAAUCGCUCAAAUAUUUAGAUAUAAACAAGUACUUACUACUUCUUGCCAUAUUUUAUUGAGGCUCAUUGGGCAAAUAUUAUAUAAUGCACUCACACACUCAUUAAUAGAGUACCUGAAAAAUGUGUUAAAUUGUUAUUACAAAUUUGUCUGGAGUUUUGUUUUGUUUGUUUGUUUUUCUUUUUUUUUUUUUU